Messenger RNA from Miniopterus natalensis, 540 nucleotides. The record is from RefSeq and is a predicted model, not a curated record. Lineage: Eukaryota; Metazoa; Chordata; Mammalia; Chiroptera; Miniopteridae.
AUGACGAUUGCAUCUUUCAUCCUUGUGGCCUUCCUCCUAACGUCAUCUCGGGCCCUGACGACCAUCAGUGACAGCCAUCCUCUGGAUGGGUCUGUUGGGACCCAGAGUAUCCGUGUCAAUGCCUUCCGAGGUAUGGUCAGCAUCCGAGACAACAAUGUUUUGAGUGAAUGGAAUGGAGUCUUGGACUACAAGAAUGACCUCUUGGUGGCUAAGCUGUAUAGCAAGAUGGCUUGUGUCUUAGCCAAGAUGGACCAAGCUGCCUUUCCAACUUUGGAUGACAUUAACAAGACCCUGAACCACCAGGGUUUAAAGCAUUAUCCAUCCACUCGCGGCCUGACCUACACUGUUUUACCCAGCCGGGUCAAGAACUUAGCACAGUAUGGGACGUCCAUCAAGGACAUGUGCCGAGAGGUCCCUACCUACUUUGCCCAGCAGCGAAAAGAAGGUACUGCCCUGGCAGUUGACCCUGAUUCAUGUUUUGAAGUCCAACUUCUGUCCUUCAUGGGGCUCUCCAUCUGUGGGGAGAUCCCUGGGCUCUGA